UUUCAAUAGCUGUAGUACAAAGUGAAAUCUUCGUCUUUUCAAUAAUACUAGCAAUGUGGCAAUUAACAACGGUUUUAAUAACCUAAUGUAAAUAAGAUGUUCAUAUUUCACUAGAAACUUUAAAGUUAACCGGAGAUGGAAAAUUUGUAAUCUUAAAAAAAACCUCGAUGUAAAAGAAACGCUAUUCGGUGUUGAGAUUUAAUUUGUUGGAAAAAUGGAUUAAACUAAUACUUUUUUAACGAUAAAUGUUGAACUUAGAAUAUAUCAAAUAUGACAUGAAACGUUUGCUUUAAAAGAAGUUUUUUUUGUAUGAUAAUAUAACAAUAUGCUAAGAAGGGCAGUUUCAAUGCAGAAUGCAACAGUCAACUUUGUGUUGGGUUUGUCGGUCGGCCUCGUGUUUGCAUUCCUUGCAGUGUCUUACAUGUCAGGGUCGUCCGGCAUUUCCAUACACACACCACGUCGAAUACCGGUUGAAGAAGUCAGCAAAUUUAACAACGUGCCAGAUUCUGUCUUGACACAUGAAGACCUAGAUAAGAUUCAACAAAUCGUGCGUCCAGUCCAGUUCGAAGAUGCUCACGCUCAUCAUGACGACGACAAAGAAGCGGUGGAUUUAAAAAACAAAAUCCGGGUCCUUUGUUGGGUAAUGACCAGUCCACAAAACUUACAGAAGAAAGCUAUUCACGUCAGGAAUACUUGGGCUCAUCGGUGUAACAAACUUAUUUUCAUCAGUUCCGAAACAAACACAAGUUUUCCCACUGUAGGUAUUGAUGUCCCAGAAGGAAGAGAUCAUUUGACUGGUAAAACGAUGAAAGCGUUUAGAUUCAUUUUUGAGAAUCAUUUCGAUGAGGCAGACUGGUUUAUGAAAGCAGACGAUGAUACCUACGUCAUUUUAGAAAAUUUACGUUACUUCCUUUCUAGUCAAAAUAAAGACGACCCAAUUUAUUUUGGACAUCAUUUUAAAACUAUUGUGAAGCAAGGUUACUUUAGUGGGGGUGCGGGAUAUGUUCUUAGCAAAGAGGCAAUGCGGCGAUUUGGCGCGCGCGGGAACGAUUCAAAAUUAUGUCGCCAAGAUGGCGGCGCAGAAGAUGCUGAAUUCGGCAAAUGUAUGCAAAAUUUAGGAGUGAAAGUUGGGAAUUCCACAGAUAAACUUGGAAGAAGUAGAUUUCAUUGUUUUGACCCGGAAACCCAUUUACGAGGAGGGUAUCCUGACUGGUACUAUAAAUAUGAUGCUCAUGGUGCUAAAAAGGGGAAAGAAAGUAUAAGCGAUUACGCAAUCUCAUUUCAUUAUGUUCCGCCAGCAAAAAUGUACGGCCUCGAAUUUUAUGUAUAUCAUCUUCGACCAUACGGAAUAAAUUCCGGACACCAGGAUUUAAACCAGGACAUAUCAUAGCGCUUUUAAACAUGUGAUAAUUUAUUUGUAAUAAAUCCACAAUAUUUUACAUUAUUAUACUAUCUACCUUACAUAAAUGUGUUCCCUCUAAAGUUAUACAUUAUAAAUGAGCAGUGGGCAUUUGAAUGGUGUAAUAUUAAAGAUGACGUCAGCGGUCCGAAAGUGACCGCCUUCGACAGCUAAACUGUUGUUUUAUUUCACAUUUUACGUGCAUUUUACAAUAAUAAAUUUUACUUGGAAUUUUUAGCUCGACUUUUUUGAAGAAAAAUUUCGAGCUCUUGCUACAGUGAUGAAGUCGAUCCUGCUGCCGUUGCCUUUGGCCAUUUUAAGCUCACCUGAGCGCAAGAUACUCAUGGUGAGCUAUUAUGAUCCCCCGUCGUCCGUCGCCGUGUGUCGUCAACAAUUUCUUUAAACAACAUCUUUUCUGAAACCAAUGUUUGUCUAGUAACCAAACUUUACAGGAAUGAUCCUUAGGUAGUCCCCUUUUAGAUUUGUUCAAAUGGUCGUGCUCUGAUGCAUAAGUAGGUCACCGGGCCAGAAAAGGAGUUUCAUGAAUACAAAUUAAAACAAAAAUCUUCUUGUCUGAAAGUACAAGAAACAGAACUUCAAUAUCUGGUAAAUGAUAUCAUUUGCAGGUCUUCUACCAAAGCUAUUUAAAUUUGGCCCUACUGUCAAAAUUGGUCAAAUCCCGGGGGCCAUAGGAUUUCCUAUUAUGUAUAAUGUAAAAAUUUAAAAAUCUUCUUUGAAUUUACGAAGGCUAAAGGUUAGAUUUUUGCAUGAAACAUUGUGUAGUGGACCUCUACUAAGAUUGUUCACAUCAUAGCCCUGGGCCAAAAUUGGCUCCGCCCCAGUGGAUCAUUGAUUUUCAUUAUGUAAAUAUCGUAAAAUCUUAAAAGACCCUAUUGUCUGAAGGUGCAAGGCUUAGAGCUUUAAUAUUUGGUAUAUAAUAUCAUCUGUAGGUCAUCUACAAAAGUUGUUCAAAUUUUGCCCCUAGUGUCAAAAUUUGGACAUAGGUUCUCCUUAUAUGUAUAUAAUAAAAACUUUAAAAAAAAAUUCUGAAUUGACGAAGGCUAAAGGUUAGAAUUUUUUGAAUGAAACAUUAUGAAGUGGAACUCUACCAAGAUUGUUGUAAUUAUAGUCUUGGUGCCAAAAUUGGCCCCGCCCCGGGGGUCACUGGUUAUCAUUAUGUAUAUAUAGUAAAACUUUUAAAAAGCUUAGAGCUUUAAUAUUUUUUAUUUGAUAGAUCAGCUAUAUAUCAUCUAUCAAAGUUGUUCAAAAUUUGCCUCUAGCGUCAAAGGGGCCACUGUGACCUACUGUCUUGUUCUUAGAUAUACAUCUAUGGAAUUUAGACCUUGUGCACAUUUUGAGAUGUAAAAUUGAACAAAAGUAUGACAUCACCAUGUGCACAGUUUCAGGUGUUGAAUAUCAAAUGACCUAAAUAUUGACCUAGUGACACAUUUUCCUUAUAUACAGCUUUGAAAUAACGACUAUGUAUAUAGUAUAAUUAAAAUUUAUAUUUUGCAUGAAGUAUAGUCUAGUUAAAAACAUCGUUCAAAUUCUUGUAAUAAAUAUUAGCUUUCACUACUUUUACACAAAUAAGUUUGUCCUCAGGUGAGCGCUUUUGGGCCAAUGGUCGCCUUGUUUUUAGUUUUGGAACUUGGAAACAACAAACCUUUGGACAAAAUCUUCAAGUAGACCAGACAAAACUUAACCUUGACUGAUAAAUGACCUUGACCCACAAGGCCAAGGCCUUCAGUUUGCUAUAAUUGGCUACAACUUAAUGAAUGGAUAUGAAUUGUCUUCAUACUAAGAAACAAUAAUCCUUUUGACAAAACCGUCAAGUAGUCCAAAUUGAUUAUGACCUUCACUCAUCAAUGACCUUGACUUUAAAGGCCAAAUUAAUUACAUUUGCUUAAUUUUUGCUAUAAUUUGCUCUAACUUCGUUAUUUUCGAAUACAUUGCCUUCAUACUUGAGCACAACUACCUGGGGGACAAUGUCUUAAAACAAUUGAAAUUGAAAAACCAUUUAGACUACCAGAGACAACUUAAAUGUUAAUGCCAUGAUACUGUGAUAUUCAACAGAGAAAAUAUUUUCUUGAGCAUUUGUAUUGUCAACUAACUUUAUGAAUCUAUAAUGUCAUAGAAAUUAUCAUUUAGAAUCUAAAUAAUAACUUGUAUUUAAAUGAAAAACCGAGAUGGAACUGUAUGAAGUUUGGUUGUCUGGUUUUGUCACAACUCGGUAAUUUAUGUACAGAUUAGAUGCAUAUUUGAACAAAGCAACGCUUAUGACGACACCCAUAUGUUGAAUAAUUCAAAUAUGACCUUGAUCUGUUAUUGACCUUGACUAUCAAAUUUUAACAUCAAAAUGAUGUUUUCUUAGAGAAUUCUGUACAACAAUAUCCUCGAGCGUGAUUUUUGUGAUAUUUGUUUUCCUUAAGUUAGUAGAAUUCACAAAAUUAGCAAUUUGGAUGCCCAAUAAAGUUUCAUAAUAGCCUUCAUUACAAGAAUCAUCUAAGGUCCAUUAUGCCACAGAAAUGCUAUCAAUCAUUUUCAUUUCUCAAACACUUUAAUUUUGGUUCAUUGUUCCAGUUGAAAAAGCAAAUACUCAUUUGCGACAUAGAAGAACUAUAUAUCUUUUGCUUUCUUUGCUUGCAAUUGGUAAAAUUUUAGUGAAUUAGAAUUUUGUAUUGAAGUCAAAAUACUAUUUUGUUUACAUUUUGCUACCUAUAUAUGACACGUUACUUCCAUUUCAGCGCUACUUUCUUCAGUUGUUAAAUAUAUUUCAUACUCAAUUAUUAAAUCAUCAUUAACACAUGUUUUGACAUUUCUUAACAAUUAGGAUAAUAUAGAUUUCUGAGGCAUAAUGUGCCUUUAAAAUAUGAACAUUAUGUCAUACGCCGACUACAAAAUAUUGCGCACUCAUUGGUCGUUACAUAUUUAUGGCGUCAAGUAGAGACCAAAUAUAUCCUAUAUUGGGGUACAAUGUAUCAUUAUAUUCAUUAUUAUUGGGCAAGAAAAAACGUUGAAAAAACUGCCACUAGAAUCGUCGAUACAUAGACUGUCCUAGCUAAUUUGCUGAGGAAGGUGGUCAGGGGGAUAUAAUUGUUACACAUUUACAGUAACUGAUCUGAUAUGGGAUAUAUGGAUCUGUAGAAAACCAUAUUGGAGCUAGACCUAAACUCCGUUAUCCGGUCGUUAACUAAACUGUAUGUUACAUUCCGGAUGGCGUUUAAAUUCUAGUCAUAUUGAAUGUUCUUCCAAAAUACAUUUUUAUUUUACACCUGUUUCAAUAGACACUUAUAAAAACUAUAUGUUUUUAUUUUUACUAAAUUAUAAAAGUCGUCAUUUACCAUUAAAAUGUGAAUACCUUUUUGGGAUAGUUGUUAGACAUAUUACUUAUUCUUUAGCUCAGCGGAUUAUGGGUUCAAAAUUACAUGUAGUUUUGUUUGCUUCCAACGAAAAUUGUUCAAUAGUUGCUUUAGAUAUAUGCAUUUUGUAUAAAUAGAGAUGUGAAAUAAAAAUUAAAGUAUUUUAA
This is a messenger RNA of Ruditapes philippinarum (Manila clam), 4925 nucleotides long. Its product is annotated as glycoprotein-N-acetylgalactosamine 3-beta-galactosyltransferase 1-like. The coding region runs from base 326 to 1390 and encodes 354 amino acids. Gene Ontology annotation, molecular function: N-acetylgalactosaminide beta-1,3-galactosyltransferase activity. NCBI's taxonomy places the organism in Eukaryota, Metazoa, Mollusca, Bivalvia, Venerida, Veneridae. The transcript is spliced from 5 exons. Gene Ontology annotation, cellular component: membrane. The record is from RefSeq and is a predicted model, not a curated record.